Messenger RNA from Neltuma alba, 399 nucleotides. RefSeq names its product putative disease resistance protein At4g11170. The transcript has 2 exons. The record is from RefSeq and is a predicted model, not a curated record. The coding region runs from base 1 to 399 and encodes 132 amino acids. NCBI's taxonomy places the organism in Eukaryota, Viridiplantae, Streptophyta, Magnoliopsida, Fabales, Fabaceae. Gene Ontology annotation, biological process: defense response.
AUGGGGUAUAGGUGGUAUAGGUACGAGUAUCUUGCUAGAGCUAUAUUCCACAAGUUGAAAGCACAGUUUGAAGCUUUCUCCCUUGUGGAAGAUGGUAGAGGAAAAGAGGGUUGGGAAAGUUCUUUGGAAAAAAUGAAAAAAGCACCACCCAAGUGGGUGCUGAAAUUGAGUUUCGAUAGACUUGAUGAGCACCAAAAGAAUAGGUUUCUUGACAUAGCAUUUUUCAUCAAGGAAAGAGUUAAAGUUUCCUUGAAGCUAAUAAGACAAUUAUAUGGCUCUUCUGUAGAUAUUGACAUAAAUGUUCUUAAAGAUAGAUCCCUCACUUCAUUUGAUCAUAACGGUUAUAUUGAGAUGCAUGAUCUUGUGAGGGACAUGGGUGUUGAAAUUGCUAGAGAAUAG